Molecule: messenger RNA, 1424 nt
Organism: Gastrolobium bilobum
Lineage: Eukaryota; Viridiplantae; Streptophyta; Magnoliopsida; Fabales; Fabaceae
Exons: 3
Coding region: 264-1214 (316 amino acids)
Molecular function (GO): phosphoglycerate dehydrogenase activity
Source: RefSeq, a predicted model, not a curated record
CAAAUAGAAUAAUAAAAAGUUAUACCAUUUUUUGGGUACAUAAAAAUGAUCCAACAAGUAUAUACUUUCUUAUUUUAUUUUUGAGAUAUUAAAAUUAUUGUAUGGUUUUUCAGGAACACAAAGUUGUCAUUGCUGCGUAGCCUGCCACGACCACGAUCUGAAAGGUUUCAAUUGGCAACUUGAUGUAGAAUUUGAUGGUUCAACUUCCAACGAUGCUUUCAAAUCUAUAACCAUAGAGGAUUUCAGUGAUUGAGUGAGUGGAUAUGAACAUGGAAGAAUCUUAUGAGGCAACAUGCAAUGGAGAAUCAACCAAUAGAAGUCUUGAGAUCAUUAAAUACUCUCCUUAUAAACCCUGCAUCAAACUAUCAUCACCUUGGUUUGAUCUAAGAGUCUUUUAUGUCAGAGUUAGUGGGUUUCAGGUGGAUGAAUCAACCCCUGAGUUUCUCUCUCUUAAUCAUAUUCCUCUUAGCCCUGAUACCCUUUUAGAGGUAAAUGGUGUUAGAAGCAGCGUGUACUCUGAUGGAGAGUGUUCAGUUCUCAGAAGGGACCGAGUGGAUAAGAAAUCUGAAGAAGCUACCUUUGUGAACACAGAUAGUAUACGUUUGAAUGGGAGCAUGAAGUUUGAGGUUUAUGAUAAAGAGCAUUGCAUUCUCUCUGGGGUUCUUGAGAUGUCUAAUAGCAACGGUUUUGUUGGGGAAUCAAGGAGUAAUGCGAAGAGAUGGAGCAUGAUUUGUGAAACAGAAAUGACACCUAGCAGUGGCUUCUUCAAGGGAAAACAUGUUGCUAUCCCUGAAUUACAUUGUCCUGAAAUUGAGGUUUAUGUUGCUGGAAGCUUCUCAGGAACGCCCAUAAUCUUAACUAAGACACUGCAGCUCAAUUGCCGGAAGAAGCAUACUAGGAAAUGCACGUUGGAUGUCAUUCCUGAAUAUGAAACAACUGAGUGCCAGAAAGAUGCAUCUGAUCAUGGACUUGAUUUGCAGGUAGCUGACUACAGAAGCUUCAAACCAGAACAAGAGGAGGAGUACAACAACAUGUAUUGGCAAAGAACAGGAUACAUAGAUGGGGAAGAUGGUGAACUAUCAUGGUUUAAUGCUGGGGUACGAGUUGGUGUUGGAAUUGGGCUAGGCAUCUGUGUAGGAGUUGGUUUAGGGGUUAGCCUAUUGGUGAGUUCAUACCAAACAACUACUCGUAAAUUUAUAAGACGAUUCAUAUAACCCCUUUAUGAGUAGAAAUUUUAAUGCUCUAUAGUUUGAAGCCUACAAGCUAUCAUGGGUAAACUUGGUAGUUUCCUUUUGUUUAGCCUUAUUUCAGAAGCCUUCGAAGGAUGGUAUAGAUGUUCAAUUUUGUUAUUGGGAUCUCGUCAUUUAUUGUACGAUUGUGUGAUUCUGUAGGUUGUAACUUGAUUGGAAUGCUUUUUCAUGUAA